Messenger RNA from Lucilia cuprina (Australian sheep blowfly), 3105 nucleotides. It is a transcript of the gene NfI, whose product is annotated as myb-like protein Q. Gene Ontology annotation, biological process: regulation of transcription by RNA polymerase II. Gene Ontology annotation, molecular function: RNA polymerase II cis-regulatory region sequence-specific DNA binding; DNA-binding transcription factor activity, RNA polymerase II-specific. The coding region runs from base 238 to 3060 and encodes 940 amino acids. Gene Ontology annotation, cellular component: nucleus. Lineage: Eukaryota; Metazoa; Arthropoda; Insecta; Diptera; Calliphoridae. The transcript has 7 exons. The record is from RefSeq and is a predicted model, not a curated record.
UUAUUACAACAACAAAAUAAACUUGCAUACUACUCUACCAAAACAAAAAAGCUCAAAAAAACUCUACACACCCAAAGUCUUCCAAAGCUUAAAAAUAUUAGAAAAAAAAGGAUUUUUUUUAAGAAAAGCUGUAACAACAACUAAUAAAUAAAAGAAAUUACUGAAAAAGUUUAAAACAUACACAAAAAAGAAAACCAAAAGAAAAAAAUACAAAACAAAUAAAGCCUUUAACAAGGCAUGUUUAUACCUGAUUCUUUACGUAGCUGUAUGAUCGAGACGGACGUUAAUUCUUAUCUACAAACAUCAUCCUCAGGACAGGUGCUGAAUUUAUACGUGGAUGAGUUUCAUCCGUUCAUUGAAGCCCUACUACCGUAUGUCAAAUCAUUUUCGUAUUCCUGGUUUAAUUUACAAGCAGCCAAGCGAAAAUACUACAAAAAGCAUGAGAAACGCAUGUCACUGGAGGAGGAGAGACAUUGCAAAGACGAGUUACAGAACGAAAAAGCUGAAGUUAAACAGAAAUGGGCCUCUCGCCUCUUGGGAAAAUUGCGCAAAGACAUAACACAAGAAUGUCGCGAAGAUUUUGUACAAUCGAUUACGGGUAAACGUAAAUCGAUAUGUGUUCUCUCCAAUCCCGAUCAAAAAGGCAAAAUGCGGCGCAUUGAUUGCCUACGUCAGGCAGACAAAGUGUGGCGUUUGGAUUUAGUUAUGGUCAUUCUAUUCAAAGCUAUACCUUUGGAGAGUACCGAUGGUGAGCGUUUGGAAAAGUCACCCGAAUGUAUACAUCCAGCAUUGUGUGUUAAUCCUUAUCACAUCAAUGUUUCGGUACGAGAGCUAGACCUAUAUUUGGCCAAUUUCAUUAACACACAUGAUCCGCUAAGUAGUCCAACACCCUCAUCACCACAUCCGGGUACACCUACAACACCAUCGCUCAUGCUGUACAGUAAUGAACAUAACAACAACAACAAUAAUCCAGCAGACAAUAAGAAACACGCCGAUGAAGAGCGCAAAGCGAAAGGUAUGUAUGAAGAGCAAGAGAUGAAAUAUUCCUUUUUUGCCAAAACUAACAUUAAGCCCAACUACCCACAACAUGCGGCAUCAGAUGUCGAGAGCACACCAUUUGCUGGCUACAGUCAUAAUCCCUACAAUGGUGUGGUUUGCAAUGAUAUUAUCUUGGCCACUGGGGUAUUCUCUUCCAAGGAACUGUGGAAGUUAUCAAAAGCUUCCAUACUGGAAGAAACCACCAAUGAUCUCAUACAGGCCAGUUCCAUUAAGCUGGAACAUCCAACAGCGGCCUAUGAAUGCCAAACAUAUCAAAUGACUGCUUCUGCAGCUCCUCUCGGUUCGGUGGUGGGAGGAGUUAAUAGUUUGAGUUCAUCGAGUGGAGGAGGUGGUAUGGUUUCAGGCGGAGACGGCAGAUCAUCAGUUAGUGCUUCUAUGGUUUUGCCCUCGGGCUAUAGCAUUGAUUUUGUAGAUCCUCGCAGCAGCAUGCAUCUUUCCAACUCAUCUUUGUUGCGUGCUGCCGCUACUGUUUCUUGUAAACCUGAUCCUAAUGGUUCGCCGCAGGAUUCGGUGGGCGGACCCAGCAGUUUUUCUGUGAUAUUGAGGCAAAAUGAAGACAAUGGCAGCAAUAAUGGUGGCUCCAAUAAUGAAGAAGUAGCUCUUCAAAGAUACACGCCUACCAGCAAUAGGGUAUUGUUAAGCAUGGGCCAAAUGAGACCAGGAGAAGUGUUAAUGCAACACAAUGUGAGUUCUACAUUGGUGCCAAAUUCCGUCAGUCCGGCUUUGUAUUAUCCACAACAUAACAGUCCUUCUGCCAAUCCCUCUGAUAAUUCGGAAGAAGCUCAACACCAGCAGCAACAACAACAGCAGCAUCAACAACAGCAGCAACACCAACAGCAGCAACAACAGCAGCAUCAACAGCAACAUCAUCAUCAGCAGCACUUGCAUCACUCUCAAACUUCUUCCACUCCCAAAUACGCUACAGAGGUCAUUAAUCAUGGACAGGAUAUGUCAGAAUUUGUGGCCUAUGUUUGCCAAGAUGCUUCAGGUGUUAAUCCCUCGGAAGCUGAUUUGCAUGCUCAUCAUCAUCAAACGUCUUCUCAUUUUCAAUUACAACAUGCUGCCGCAGCAGCCGCUGUUGGGCGUAGUCCCAAAUUAUCAGCCGUAUCAGCUGCAGCAGCAGCUGCUCAUUAUCAACAAUACAGCACCAUGUUGCCUCCGCCGCCUUUGCCGCCAAUGGCGCGUCCUGUGGCCAUAAUACGUUCUACUGGAGAUUUGACUAUGGUGGCUUCUCCACCCACAUCUGCCAGCAUAACUCCGCCUCCCUUGACUAGUGUUAGUUCAGCAGGAGAUUCGCCUCGAAAUCAUCAUCAUGGCCAUCAGCAAAUGCAACAACAUCAUGCUCAUCAUCACCACCAUCAUCAUCAACAGCAUGCUGCCCAUCACCAGCAGCAGCAACACACCACCAUAGAUCACAGUACUAGCACUGGCUUGAGUUCCAUGUCCUCAAAACUAACUAAUACAACAGCCUCUUCUUCGCAACAAGAUUCAGGCAAUAAUACCAUUACCGUGGGCAGUAGUACCAAUUCUUCGGAUUUGGUAGUGGCCUCUACAUCCUCCGCCUCACCACCUCCUGCACCCACACAAAGUCCACAACAUCACAUCAUUGAUGUGGCCCGCUGUAAGACAUCACCCACUUCGUCCUCUUCGGCUAUAUCGGUUUCAACUCCAACUUCGGCGCUCUCACGCAUAUCGGCUCAACCGUAUCCGCAAACAAAUGGACGCGAGUACUUUAAUCAUUUCCAUACACAAACAACACCGCUGCUGGGUUAUACCACUAUGUCGGGUGUCAUAAGUCCCACUAACUUAAGUUUAUAUUCCUCAUCAUCGGGCGUUUCCUCACACCGCACAACACCUCGUUCACGCUGGAAUCCCUCGUUUCUUUCUAUGGAAGAUGAUUUUAAUAUGAUGGGUCAUACCUUGUCAAGCACAAAUCCGGAGGCUACUCCAGUUAUACUCAUGGAAGAUUGUGAGUUUUUAGCUGUAGAUCGAUUUUACUAAAGCUUUGAAGAGAACUGAACUAGAACUGAACUUGAACUGAACUAG